Australozyma saopauloensis is the source of this 543-nucleotide messenger RNA. RefSeq lists its product as uncharacterized. The transcript has a single exon. Gene Ontology annotation, molecular function: inositol phosphoceramide synthase regulator activity. Lineage: Eukaryota; Fungi; Ascomycota; Pichiomycetes; Serinales; Metschnikowiaceae. Gene Ontology annotation, biological process: inositol phosphoceramide metabolic process. Gene Ontology annotation, cellular component: inositol phosphoceramide synthase complex; Golgi membrane. The coding region runs from base 1 to 543 and encodes 180 amino acids. The record is from RefSeq and is a predicted model, not a curated record.
AUGAAUGUUUGGCAAUGGCUAUAUGAUCUCCUUGCUGUUUUCAUGCUUCCCUUCUAUCUUUCGGCCCUCCUCAAUCUAAUGGAAAAACCCGCCAAUAUCCGUAAAACCUGCUUGGCGUGCUCGAUCUACAUCAUUGACACCAUCAUUGGCCUUCUAUAUACCAUAUAUUUUGUCCAGUUUUGGUUUAGUGAGAACGAUUCUGGUUCUGCCAGCGGCACUGCAAACACGAUCGCUGCAAAUGCGGUCAAUGUCUUGCGCAGAGCCUCUGCGGACCUUUCUCAAUCAGCAUCCCCUUCAAGAGAGUUAUUUUUGACGGUGAGUGGAACUCUUAUUACAACGGCCUUGCGCAUAUACUUCUGCUUCGUUUUCCUCUCAUUCACAAAGCAGCUUCUAUUUCAAGCUGCUCAAAACAAGAAGAAUUACAGAACCGACUCCAUCAGCGAGGAGGCAAACUAUCCAUCAACCGUUUUGGGAAAUUUAAAAAGAUUCAUAUAUGGAUUGGAAGUGCGGUCAAAACACUUUCUCGACGAACACCUUCUUUAA